This is a messenger RNA of Tribolium castaneum (red flour beetle), 1358 nucleotides long. RefSeq lists its product as uncharacterized. The coding region runs from base 67 to 1329 and encodes 420 amino acids. The transcript has a single exon. The record is from RefSeq and is a predicted model, not a curated record. Gene Ontology annotation, cellular component: cytoplasm; nucleoplasm. Gene Ontology annotation, biological process: box H/ACA snoRNP assembly. NCBI's taxonomy places the organism in Eukaryota, Metazoa, Arthropoda, Insecta, Coleoptera, Tenebrionidae.
CGCUGUUACAUGUCAACUGUCAAACACACCUAACCUCACAAACCAAACUUAGUGUGUGUUUUCACGAUGAUAACGCCGCGAUUUAAGCUAACACAAACCGAAUCAACCGUCACAAUACAAAUCCGAGCCCCGUACUGUAAUUUAGGCGAGUUGGAGGUGACCGUCGACGACGACAUCUUCAUUUUCUACACCAGCCCCUAUUACCUGCGCUUACACCUGCCCGGGCGCCUCGUCGAGGACAAUUUCAGCGAGAGUUCGUUCGAUUCGGACUCGGGACAGUUCAGUUUCACGAUAAAGAAGGCAAUCGACGGGGAACAUUUCCCCGAUUUGGACCUGAUAACGAAACUAUUGACCCCCAAAGUCGAAGUCACCGAAGACAACCGCAAAAUUACUAUCGUGGCCAAUGAGGGAAUCAAAUCCCCGGACGAGCUGAACGAAGAGUUUGGGUUCGCACUCUGCGGCAAGGAAAACUUCAACCAUGUCUCGGCCGAAUUCAAGGACGUGUUUGAGGUCGACCCUCGCGAAGUCAAUUUGGGGCAAAGGCACAAAAUGCGGGUGCAGUUCGAGCAAGGCAAGUUCAAUAUCGAUCACUACUUGAGCGACUACAUCGAAAACGAGGAAAUUUUGGAACUGAUCGCGCUGGAAGCGCCUUGGGACAAGUUAAAGUCGGAUGAUGUUCAGUUCAGCGACCAGGAACUGGACUUCCUUAAGGAUUUACCGAACAAAACGUACAACUUGAGCGAGACACAAGUCAAUUAUUGCCACUGUUGUCUCGUUGAUAUUUUAUACGCGUAUUGUUACGACCGACGGACGACCCAAUUUGAGGGCACCUCUGAGUCGGGUUGGACCAUUGUCAAGUUAGCCGCGACGUUUUGCUGGCUUGAUGUUUUCCAAACGCCUAAGGAUGCCCUAGUUAGUGCAUUCCGGCGGAGUGUCAUUUACCCGCUUUACCGGAAUUUCGAACUUAACCGAACCGUUUUAACCGAUUUGAGGAAACUACUCGAUUUGGGCGAAAAAUAUAUAAUCAAGUGUUUGAUUGAAAUGUACCACAUUUUUUUGACUGGCGAUUGUUGCCGUUACAUUCUUAACAAUUUGUUCAUUAAGGAUUAUAUCAUUUACAUCAUGAAGUGGGACAGGACGAAGUGGAGAGAAGUCGUUGAAGAAAUUAAACAAGUGACGAUCGAGAAGAGUGACCUUGGAUUGAAUCUCCAAGAAAUCGAAGACGACGUUUGUCGUAAUUUGGACUUGAACAAUUUGCAAAUCAGAGAUGAUGAUUCGGACGACUUUAGUGAUACUUCGAGUGACGAUAGUUCAACCGAAUCUGAUUAAUUCUAUUGUCAAUAAAUUAGUGACUCACC